AAAAACCCAAAAUUCUGUCCGGCACAGACAGCUUUCUCUUUCUUCUCUUCAAUCACUUUCCAUAAUUCAGCUUCACCAACGAUCAUUCAACGAUCUUAACCCAAACCCGAACCCGGAAACCCCAAAGUCCGAUGGCGAGCCUGUGGCGGGCCGCGACGGGCCAGGCGGAGAAGCCCAGUAACUACGACGGCGUGGAGUUCUGGUCGAACCCGGAGCGCACCGGGUGGCUGAUGAAGCAAGGCGAGUACAUCAAGACGUGGCGCCGCCGCUGGUUCGUGCUUAAGCAAGGCAAGCUCUUCUGGUUCAAGGAAUCCACCGUCACCCGCGUCUCCACGCCACGUGGCGUCAUCCCAGUGGCCAGCUGCCUCACAGUUAAGGGCGCCGAGGACGUCCUCAACAAACAGUACGCCUUCGAGCUCUCCACCCGGGCCGAGACCAUGUACUUCAUCGCCGACUCAGAGAAGGAGAAGGAGGACUGGAUCAACUCCAUCGGACGGUCCAUAGUGCAGCACUCCAGGUCGGUUACCGAUUCCGAGAUCGUCGAUUACGAUAGCAAGCGGUGAGAUUUAGCAAGCCAACUAGGUGAGCUCGGUCUUUGUAUUUUCAGUCGUGGAUAAUUUGGUGGAUUUUGUGGUGCCUGUGUCUUUGCUUUUGUAUAUUGAUUCGGAUCGUUUCUUGUGUGUGAUCUUUUGUAAGAAUACGCUCUCUGUUUGGUAAUGAUCGGUCAUCAGAUCUUCAAUUGCAGUGAAUUUCUUUUUAUGUUCAA
Messenger RNA from Alnus glutinosa, 766 nucleotides. RefSeq names its product pleckstrin homology domain-containing protein 1. The record is from RefSeq and is a predicted model, not a curated record. Bases 132 to 563 code for a protein of 143 amino acids. The transcript has a single exon. Lineage: Eukaryota; Viridiplantae; Streptophyta; Magnoliopsida; Fagales; Betulaceae.